CGUGAGGCCGGCUCCCAUAAUAUAUGGUCGCGAUCCAUCAAUCUUGAGCCAUACCGAUCCAACAACCAUCAUGGUCAGCGAAUUGGACCUCCACUAUCCGUCCGAGAGCUGUCCCUUCUGCAAUAUUGCCCAGGCGUACCCCGAACCACAGCCUGAGCCCAGCAGGAAAGGCGAUAGUGCAUCCGCGUCGUCGAAGUCGUUAUUAUGGAGUCCCCCUAGCCCGACACGAGAAACUCGUACCUACCAAGAAGAAGAGAAAAGAGAAGAAUCGAGUUUGCAAUCAUGCGUACCGCGGGACGAUGGUGAUGUUGGAAGCGCGAACCCUGAUAGGACGAGCCCUGCAAGCUUCGUGGUCCUGGCUUCGCAAGAAGUGGUGGCUUUCUUAGAUAUUCUGCCCAUGGUCGGCGGUCACCUGUUGGUUGCUACACGGCACCAUCGAGUCAAAGUCGCAGACAUGAAAGAUGAUGAAGGGAGGGAAAUGGGAUUCUGGUUGCCCAUAUUAUCAAGAGUCGUGGCCAAGGUGACGGGAGUUCAGGAUUACAAUAUUGUGCAGAACAAUGGCGCAAGAGCAGCACAAGUCGUCCCGCAUGUGCACUUCCACAUUAUUCCGCGACCAGGAACGAUGCCAGAGAUCAAGAGCAAGAGCUGGGCCAUGUUCGGAAGGGGCCAAAGAGACGAAUUGGACGAUGAUGAAGGGGCGAAGUUGGCGGCAGAGAUGAGGAGCGUGUUGAGAGAAGAAAUCGAGAAGAUGGGUAGAAGGCCAAGAUUAUAG
Periconia digitata is the source of this 772-nucleotide messenger RNA. The record is from the annotation of a GenBank genome assembly. Lineage: Eukaryota; Fungi; Ascomycota; Dothideomycetes; Pleosporales; Periconiaceae.